Molecule: messenger RNA, 1110 nt
Organism: Prorocentrum cordatum
Lineage: Eukaryota; Dinophyceae; Prorocentrales; Prorocentraceae
Source: the annotation of a GenBank genome assembly
GAUGGGGCGUGGGUCAGCGAAGACGACGCUGCCUCUGGCGCGCCCGCUGCCUCUGCAGCGCUCGCGGCGCCACCCGACGAGGAAGCGAAGCGGGGGAUUCAGUUUCUGCCUCCGCGCGCGGGCGACGCGAAGGACACGGGGCGCUUAGUGUCACUGUCCGACGAGGACGACAGCAGUGACGGCGACGCGAAGGACACGGAGCGCUUAGUGUCACUGUCCGACGAGGACGACAGCAGUGACGACGACUUCGACAGUUCCGAAUCGGAUGACGUUGCCUCGGCCGCGGCAAUAAUGCGGCUGUGCGAGCCAGGCCUGGUGAAGGAGCGGCGGCGACGCAUUUCCCGACUCAUCAAGGAAAUGACGUCGGCGUGCGAGCACAUUCCUCACCCUGAUGAUGUGAUGGAAGGCAUCCACCACUGGAACGACACACCCGAGUACUGGAACCAAAGGUGGGACAUUGCGCGCGCCUGGGCGUCGCAUCAGAUGCACUACCUCCGCGAGCUGACCGACGCCUGGGAAGGCAUUUCUUUGGGUGAGGGGAAGUAUUGGCUUUGCAACGCCUGGCCCAACUUGAUUCGCGCUGCCUCUGGCGCGCCACGUGUGGAGUGCCUGCCGCGGGGUCAUCCCGGGUGGGGCCACCUGCGCGAGGUGUUCGGAAUCAGCAGCAUCCCCGAAUUCUUGAAGCACUUGUUCAUCAAGCACGACGUGGAGGUCAGAGUUGUUCGGUACUCUGGCUGGACGCGUGUGCGGCAGAAUUGCGUGACUCAUCCUCGAUUGUGGCAUUCCCAGUUCGCCAGGACCGAGAGUUCGCUGAGUUUUGUGUACUGGAGAGACAACAGCAAAUGGCUCGAGUGGCGCGGCGUUGAGUGGAUUCUCAACGAGCAGCCUGACGGCCAGACGACGCUGCUCCGUCGUGCUCCCGCUGCCUCUGGCGCGGCUAGUGGGAUGUUCGAGGUGGGCAUGCGACAAGGACAAGUCGUGGCGCUCGCACAGAUGUUCGCCCUGGGCGCAAAGUACUGCACUGCCUACGACAUGCACAAGCUGUGCAUGGAUCUGCCCAUCCUCGCCCACAAGCACAAGAGGGAUAAUAAAAGGGCCAGGACGAAGUGA